AACGCGUGCAAUUCGCCAAGAGCCUCCGACACGUCGACGACGGUAACCCGACGGAGCAAAGCCCGCUUCCAGUUGAACACAGACCGCGGCGUAGGAAACAUCUCGUAAGAGUCAGGGGUGGUCGUCGUGUUUUUUUCACCGUUGAGAAAAUUGACGGUGAAAUUAUUCAAAUACCCCGCGAAACUCCGACCAGCUUCCCGUCAAAAUUCAAAUUCCGAUCGACGACUUGACGCGCACUUUGAGCCCGCGCACAACCGACUCGCGAGAGAAUUACGCUCGACCCGAUCAACCGCAGUCAGUUCCCAUACUUUGAACCGCACUCAACGGGGUUAGACUUGUGAUCGCGUUGGCAAAUUAUUGUACAAGACUUUGAACUGGGAUCGGGGUGAAUUGGGGUUUGAAAAUAUUGGAGAAGAAAUUUAAAAAAAAAGAAUUUUCCGAGUUUUAUUUAUAAUUUUUACCAAUCACGACCGACGGUAUCUAUAAAUUAUUCUAAAUCGAAUUUUUAAUAUGUAUAAAGGAAUCGAGGAGAAAAGAAGACCGUUGAACAAAACUAAGUAAUAUUUAAAAAAAAAAAAAUCAGUGAUAACCGACCAGUGCGGAUUGUCGGACUGUUUUCUUUACUGAUCAGCUGUGAUUUACGCCCCGUAUAUAAGCACAAGUGUCAGACAUUCCCGCCGUUUCGAAGCUGGGAGCUAUUCAUUACCGAUUAGCUUAUUGUACUCAAUGGGACGUCCGCCGCAUUUCAAAUCAACUCGAUCGACUGACUUUAUACUCUGCGAACUGUGAACCCAGCAGGGAUCAGAACCAGAGAAGGCAUCGACUAGAGGUGGUGGCCCGACCCUCGAACUGGGAGUAGAAUUCCAUGGGGUUAUCCGAAGAGAAAUUCUACCAGCGCCGUUGAUGUAUUCAGUACAAAUUGAGUCUACAGAUUGCGGUAAAGCUAACGCCUAAUUUCAGAAUCACAGAGAGAGAGAGAGAGAGAGAGAGAAAGAGGGAGUUCGUUUGAAUCGUCAAUUCGAUUAUUCAACCUCCGUUAUACAUACAAUACGAUGUAUAAUAAAUUGCGCAAGUAUUAAAAUAACCGAAAAUGCCCUGCAGCACGAUAAAUUACCAAAGUAAAUUAUCAGCUAUUGUAACAACCCCGAAUUCGGCUGGUAAUCAAGAACUUGUUUCGCCCUCGCUGCGAUCAGGAUCCAAUCACGCAGCGGUAAAAAAUCUCCCCUGAAUCCAAAUCUACGGAAUACAACAUCGCGAAACAGGGAUAAAGAACACCGUGACUUGAUUCUUCGAAUCGCUGAUGCAACCAGUCGAGGGUGAGGCGUGUAAUUAUAGACUCGAGCAGGGACGUCAGGAACGUCAGGAACGACAUCUAAUCAGUUGAGUCGUUGCGCAAGUAAUAUACCUGUAUACUCCAUGGCGUUGCACCUACUCAACGAACGUGAGUACAAUGCAAGUACGGUACAAAUAUACUUCGGGUGACAUGACCAACAUUUUCAUGCCACAGCUUUUAUCCGCACUCGCGUCAACGUUUCCUGUGCGGUAAUUAAACCGAGAGAUGUCGAAGUGACUGGAAGCGUACCGGCGAUUUAAUCACGCACCGUUCCAGAGUCGAAAAACGGUACACCGUCAGCGUUGAAUCGCGAAAUUAUUUCUGAGGAAAACAUAACGGAUUAAUGGAAUGUACAUGAACGGCUGGUAGCGGUUAUCGAAUAGUCAAAAGUUCGUGUUGUCGAGGCUUUCGAAACGGUACGAUCAAAGCGACACCUCAAACAAAUAACGAAGAGUGAGUACAAUCGUCAUCAGUGUCAGUGCCAUGCGAUCAGUGGUGAAAACCUAGUGAACAGUGUCGAUACCGAGACGCGUCACAUCCAAGAUGACCAUGAUCAACCCGAUGAUCGUGCUUCCGGUGGCUGUUAUGUACGUGACGUUUUUGGUCAACUCGGCCGUGACGACGGUGAACGAAACGGACUAUGAGAUGAUGUACGACGACGCGACGACAGACGAGUACGACGUCAAUGACACCUCGAAUUGCACGGACUACUGCGUUUCUGACGCCGAGUACAUCGAGCUGAUGGAGAACCACAUAUUUCCGGACGUUAACGAUUGGAUUCUGAUAGCCAUGCACAGUGUCGUUUUCGUCGCCGGUCUCGUCGGCAACGCCCUCGUCUGCGUGGCCGUUUACAGGAAUCACUCGAUGCGCACCGUCACCAACUACUUCAUCGUAAACCUCGCGGUUGCCGAUCUCCUCGUCAUCCUGAUCUGCCUGCCCCCAACCGUUGUCUGGGACGUCACCGAGACCUGGUUCCUUGGCCUCAGACUCUGCAAGGCCGUUCCCUACUUUCAGACGGUCUCAGUUAGCGUGAGCAUCCUCACUCUGACUUUCAUUUCGAUCGAUCGUUGGUACGCCAUCUGCUUCCCGCUGAAGUUCAAAUCGACAACGAGCCGAGCCAAGACAGCGAUAAUAAUAAUUUGGGUAGUCGCCCUGCUUUUCGAUCUCCCGGACUUGAUGGUGCUUCAAAUUGUGCAGCACAAAUACAGGGUCGAGACGACAUUUUUCACUCAGUGCGCUCCCUCCUGGAGUCACCAGAGCGAAGCAACCUUCAUCAUCAUUAAACUGGUCAUCUUGUACACCGCGCCGCUACUCUUCAUGAGUAUCGCAUACUGGCAAAUCGUACGCGUUCUCUGGAGGAGCGACAUUCCCGGACACAAUUUUUCGAGCAGAGGGAGUCACGUAAUAGCGACCACCAACAACCCCGGUAAUCUCGAGGGUCAGUUAAGGUCCAGGCGAAAGGCUGCCAAAAUGCUCGUAGCUGUUGUACUGAUGUUCGCUGUAUGCUACUUUCCAGUUCAUCUACUGUCUGUUCUUAGGUAUACAGUGGAAGUUAAGGCGAACCAGACGACGAAGACUAUCAGUUUGCUGGCCCAUUGGCUCUGCUACGCAAACAGCGCAGUGAAUCCUCUCAUCUACAACUUUAUGAGCGGUAAGUUCCGGCAGGAGUUUCGUCGCACGUUCCUGGACUGUUCGCCGAACAACGAGAACGGCGGUGUGAGUCGUCGGCCGACGAUACCGAGCGGUUAUCGGCUUUCGCAAAAUCGGCGUGACCUUUGACCCUCGCAAUCAGUGCGCCGCGUCACCUGGGCCAAGCGUUCGUUCGAAAGUCGAAUGGAGCCUGAAACUGUCGAAGAAAAUGCGGGACCAGCAGAGAGGCGGAUUUCUUCCAGUCUUGGUACCUGCAGGAUAGAGUUUACCUACAGGUCGUAUACCUGAGCCUGCGCUGCGUCGAGCAGUUUCAAAGAAUCUGCUGCAGCGAAGUCGGAGGGAGGAAAAGUAACGAUCGUUAAAUUCCAACGAUCAACUGAUCUUUGAUCAGUCAAAAUCCAAAUAUAUCUUUGAGCUUAUCCUCGUGUAUUCAUUGAUUGCUAUCAAUGUUUGACCACCGGUUGAUAUGUAUAAUAUUAUUAUAGGUGUAUGAAUUUUUAGCCAGAUGUUAAAAUAGCAUUGCUGUAAAUGCGUAUAAUGCAGUGACGAAAUUUUGUAUUGUGGCUGUGUUUAAAAUGUACACCUUUAUUUAUUUAUUUACUUUUUUUUCUUCUUAUCCAGAUUAUAAUGGAUUUUAAUACUUGAAAGACUUUGAAACGAUAUUUAUAUUUUUUUUCUAAAAUACCGAAAUGGCGUAACUCUUUUUCAGAUGAUCUAUUACAUAUAUUAUCAAAUCAUAAAGUAUCGAAUAAAGAUGUUAAUUUUUAAUACAAAUUACGGAAACUUUGACAAAGCCCUUGUAAUUUGUUUUACGGGCAUUCAGUGCGUCAAUUGAUCAAAACUUAAGACUGUGUGUUGAAUUUUACGUGCAGUAUGAAAUGAACGACUCUUAACUUCAUCUACCUGCAUAAAAUAAUUCUCGUCCUUAUUAUUUUUUCAAAUAAAGAAAUAAAAAAUCAAUGUAAGUUUAUUAUAAUUAUCGGGCGCACGGUAAUAACAGUGAUAUUGUAAUUAUAAACAUUUUAUCGAAAUUUAUACUGCUGUGAUUCUUGAUGAAAAUCUCGAAACCAAAUUGAACAGAUGUAUACGUACAUGUAUUGUAAUAUGUAUGCAUGAAAUUCCCCUGUAUAUAAUAUAGCGUAAAUCAUGAUCGACA
Neodiprion fabricii is the source of this 4139-nucleotide messenger RNA. RefSeq names its product orexin receptor type 2-like. Gene Ontology annotation, molecular function: neuropeptide Y receptor activity. Gene Ontology annotation, cellular component: membrane. The record is from RefSeq and is a predicted model, not a curated record. The transcript is spliced from 7 exons. NCBI's taxonomy places the organism in Eukaryota, Metazoa, Arthropoda, Insecta, Hymenoptera, Diprionidae. Bases 1877 to 3112 code for a protein of 411 amino acids. Gene Ontology annotation, biological process: G protein-coupled receptor signaling pathway.